Messenger RNA from Triticum aestivum (bread wheat), 3171 nucleotides. Its product is annotated as protein FAR1-RELATED SEQUENCE 5. The record is from RefSeq and is a predicted model, not a curated record. Bases 380 to 1381 code for a protein of 333 amino acids. The transcript has 10 exons. NCBI's taxonomy places the organism in Eukaryota, Viridiplantae, Streptophyta, Magnoliopsida, Poales, Poaceae.
UAAGUUAGUAAUCCCAGCGGAAAAUUUAUACAAUGAGAAUACAACUGUACAGUCUGACAGAUCGUAUAGAAUACAAUCUAAUGGAGCCCACCACUUGGGGAUAUUUAUUCUUCUUAUCCUUCUCGUCCAGACCUCCGUCUCCUCUGUUUCCCCCAUUAAUAUUCUCUCUCUCUCCGUCGCCAUUGUUUCUCCUCAAGUUCUUGCGGCAGUGUAUGAGUAGAUUGAUUUGAAGCCAUGAAGCUGCCGUAGCCCAGAUAAGAUCUGAUUGGAGACCGGAAUCGUAUAAAGCUACUGACUGGGAUCUCUAGGUCCCUCUUUUUUCCAAUAUCUUAGCGGGCCAUCAAUCUGUUCGCCGCCGAGGAAAGCAAAAAAGGUUAAUAUGGAUAGUGAGAGGGACAGCAUCCCGGGCAGUUUUAUGGCACUACUAAACAUGGUUGAGCAGCCAAUGUCAAAUUUGAAUCCACAGAACAAUCUGAAGUCAGUACCCGAAGAUAGUUCUUGCUUUUCUGAUAGACCUUAUUGCUCAGAAGACAAUGAUGUACUUUCGAGACCAAACUUAAGGGUGGACACUUACGAUUAUGCUGAUGACUCAAAUGAAGUCCAGUCCCGUCUUGAAUGUAUCAAAGACACCAUUGAAAUUCCAGAUAUGAUAUCUGGGCCUGAAAAUCUAGAUCAGGAUUACUUAUUUUCUGCAUACAAUGUUCACACUGAGGAGUCUGAUUCUAAUGAACGAUACCUUGAAGGAGGACAAGUUGGAGCUGUUGAACACGGAAUUAGAAGUUUUUGUGAAGACACUUCUGUUCAAAUGUUAAGGCCGGUUGUUGGUAUGAAGUUUUCAUCAAAGGCAGAAGCAUAUGACUUCUACAAUACUUAUUCUUGGGUGCUUGGUUUCAGUAUUAGAAAUGGUGAUAAUUUUAUUAAUUCCAAAGGCGUACAAACUAUGCAGGAAUUAAUUUGCCAACGAGCCGGAAUCAACAAGACUACUAAAUAUGCCACUACUAGAUAUGGUUGCAAGGCAACACACAGGGUAAAUCUUAAUGAUAAUUCAGAAUGGUAUGUCAAAGUUUUUAGGCAGGAACACAAUCACUCCCUUGUCGAAUCUUGCAGUGAGAAAAAGCACCUGCAUUCACAUCAACAUAUUGACAAGCCAAUCAGAGAUUUAAUAAAGAAUCUUCGGGAGAAUAAUGUAUCACUCACAAGGGUUAAUUCUAUAGUAGCAGGUUUCUAUGGAUCAACAAAGAAAGUACCAUUCUGUAAGCGCAAGUUGCGUACUGUUUGUUCUCAGAUUGCAAGUGAAACCCUUCAGGACGACAUUGCUAAGACACUGGAGAAUUUCCGUGAUAUGAUAGCAAUGGACGAUAGAUUUUCUUUCUGUGCAUAGGUGGAUGAUGACAACGGGCUAAAGUCACUAAUGUGGACUACUGGGAGGAGUAGAUCAUUAUAUAAUCACUUUGGAGAUGCAAUAACUUCUGACACUACUUAUGGAACAAACAUCUACAAAAUGCCAUUUGGUAUGUUUGUAGGAGUUAGUAACCACUUUGAGAGUGUAAUAUUCGCUGGAGUGUUCUUGACUAAUGAGAAGGGAGAGAAUUUCUGUUGGGCUUUUAAGAAAUUUGUUGCUAUGAUGGGUGGAAAACACCCAGUAACUAUUCUUAUAGAUCAGGCUAGAGACAUUGGAAAUGCAGUCCGGAAAGUUUUCACUCAUGCAGAACAUAGAUGGUGCAAAUGGCAUGUUCUUAAGCGGGCUCAUGAACUUCUUGGUGCUGUCUAUAGCAAGCAGAAAACAUUUGCCGAUGAUUUCCAUAAGCUAGUGAACCACAUGCUAACUGUAGAAGAGUUUGAAUAUGCCUAGAAUUUUGUUACGGUAAAAUAUUGUUUGCAGGAACAUCCUUUUAUGACUAGAGCCUACGAGUGUAGGCACAAAUGGGCUAAACCAUAUUUUAGCAAAGUUUUCUGUGCUAGAAUGUGUAGCACUCAACGUAGUGAGUGUGCAAACUUUAUGCUGAAGAUACAUACUGUAUGCAAUUCUUCAAUAAAUGCAUUCAUUACCCAGUACACUAAGCUUAUAGACGAUCGUGAGAGUUGUGACGCAGAUGCCGAAAGGAAAAACAAACAGAAAAUAAUUAAGGUCCAUUUUGGAUAUCCAAUGGAGAAGCAUGCUUCAGUUAUCUAUACUGCAAAGGUUUAUAAUCUAUUCAAGAAGGAGCUCAUUAAGUCAACAUCAUACCUUGUGCUUCCUAGCAUGGAGGAACAUACUUUUGUUGUGAAGCACGUCCAGGCCGAGUCUAGGGAAUCGUGGUCAAAAGUAAUAUACAAAAUCAAAGUAGACGAGUCUAUUGGAUAUUACACUUGUGAAUGUGGACUUUAUGAACAUUUUGGUGUUCUUUGUAGCCACGUCCUAGCGAUUUUUGUGAACCGAGGUGUCUGCAAAAUUCCAGAUUUGUCAUAUAAUGAAGCGGUGGACAAAGCAAGCAAGGUCAUCUAGUUUCAACAAUAAGUUGGAGAAAUAUAUCGGCGACACGAACGAGGAAUCGAGAUCAUUUAGGCACAAGCUAUUAUAUUUUGCUGCAAUAGAUAUAGUGAAUGAAGCUAAAAAUGAUCAAGAUGCUUUUGCAAUUGCAAAGUCUAAUUUUAGUCGCUGCAAGAAGGAAUUACAUGAGCACAGACUUUCAAAGACAACUACAUGCCAGGUCGGAUAUGGAUCAAUCCCUGAACAUGAAGUAACUACACAUUCUGGUGUUCAACAGGAAGUCAAUGAAGUUGUUGAUUCAGAUCUUCAAAUAGUUGAUACCGCAAACAAUAUUUCAAUUCCAGUUUCUUCAAUUCUUGCGCCUGCUAUAAUGAAGAAGAACGGUAGACCUUCAAAUAAGUGGUACAUGUCUAGCAUGGAAGCAAACAUCAAGAAGAAGAAACGUGGGAAAACACCGGACCAGAAGACCAAACAUCCGGGUGGUGUGUUGGGUGUUGUCCAGUCAAGGUUUUGCAGCAAAUGUCGAUCGCCAACACACACAAUCAAAAAUUUUCCUCAGUUAUAUUUACCUUAAUGUUAUUUGUUUUCGUUUUGUUGUUGCAAUGAAACUAGUAAUGAAGUGUGUACUGAUUGGAAACUUAAAUGUAUGAAUCCCUGAACUAAUUUUCUUGUUCUUACCGUUGUUAUUUAUAAUUGCCUUA